GUCGGAAGAAGGAGAGACACAUUUGCAUAUGUCACAAAACUAACAGAUACUUUUAGUAGAUUUUAAGGAACAUUUUUUUCUUUUUUGUAGCAUUUGUUCGCUUAAAAAGAUUUUUGCAAAUGAAAUUACACAUCAUUCUCGCGCUAUAUCUAAAGAAACUGCGGUUCACCGAAAAUCUGUAGGAAGAUCAAUGCAAGAGACUUGAAAAGAACGCAGAGAAACGUAUGCUCUAGUUACCGCGAGAACUUUGCACAUUCAAUGGAGAGAUAACAUUACAAGUGGUUAGUAACUGCCAGUAGAGUAAUUGGCAUGCAUUAAAGAGCAAUUAAGUCCUGUAUUAAAAAUCUGGAUAUUCUCUAUAAAAUGUAAGAAAUGCAGGAAUGUUAUCUGAUGAAUAUCACAAUGUUUUCGUAAUGUCGGCAAGUUCAGUCUGUAUAUUGAACCCGUGUAUUACAUAGCGCCACAUCAUGCUGAUAAGAGAACGAGAUGUAUUUAUGAAUUUUGUUUGUUCACAUUCUUCUAUUUAUACAUCACACUUGUGUAUUCAUAUUUCAUAUGUUAUACUAGACUGUUUGUUCUAUUUUUUUUUUUUUUUUUUUUAAUAACGUCUUCAUCAUGUAAUUCGCAAAGUGCACAAGCAGCUCUUUACUACUAAAAAGAUCGUCUAAUCACGAAUCUUCGUUCUGCAGCGAGUGAAAGUACUCUCUUUACACUGAUUACGAAAGAAAUCUGUUAUUGUUAAGCGGCUUCGAAGAUCCACCGACGUGGUUUCCGACGUCUCGGCGUAAAAACGGACAUUCAUGUGCGUUGCGGAGUUACGGCAACAGGAGGGGAGCUCAUAUAAAGCGCAACUCUUCCUUCUAGGAAAAUGCAAUGCUCCAGAAGCCAAUGUCACGCGAGGACGGUGUAACAUUUAGUCCGUUCAAUCCUCCCAGAUUGUCCUAGUUAUCUGUUUGCGUCGUUAAUAGUUACCAAACGGCGAAAUUCAACAUCGUCACGACACCGUAUCCACCGUGUAAAGCAAUAAUACACCCUGCCGAAAUGUGCGACGACGACGUGGCCGCAUUGGUGAUCGACAAUGGAUCUGGAAUGUGUAAGGCUGGAUUCGCCGGGGACGAUGCUCCCCGAGCCGUGUUUCCGUCCAUUGUUGGAAGACCUCGUUACCAGGGAAUCAUGGUGGGUAUGGGGCAGAAAGACAGCUACGUCGGCGAUGAGGCGCAGAGCAAGCGAGGUGUCCUCACCGUCAAGUAUCCCAUCGAGCACGGUAUCGUCACCAAUUGGGACGACAUGGAGAAGAUCUGGCACCACACAUUCUACAACGAGCUGCGAAUCGCUCCGGAGGAGCACCCUGUGCUGCUGACGGAAGCACCGUUGAACCCGAAAGCCAACCGCGAGAAGAUGACGCAGAUCAUGUUUGAGACCUUCAACACACCGGCUAUGUACGUCGCUAUUCAAGCUGUCCUGUCGCUGUACGCGUCGGGUCGCACGACCGGCAUCGUCCUGGACAGCGGCGAUGGGGUGUCUCACACAGUACCGAUUUACGAGGGAUACGCGCUACCGCACGCCAUCCUACGCUUAGAUCUGGCAGGACGUGACUUGACGGACUACCUGAUGAAAAUUCUGACUGAACGAGGCUACUCCUUUACGACUACCGCCGAGCGCGAGAUCGUGCGCGACAUCAAGGAGAAGCUGUGCUACGUGGCUUUGGACUUCCAGCAUGAAAUGGCGACGGCCGCGGCGUCGAGCGCCUUGGAAAAGAGCUACGAACUACCGGACGGCCAGGUCAUCACCAUCGGCAACGAGCGCUUUCGCUGCCCAGAGGCGAUGUUCCAGCCGAGUUUCUUGGGUAUGGAGUGCUGCGGCAUACACGAGACGACUUACAACUCGAUCAUGAAGUGCGACGUCGACAUCCGCAAGGAUUUGUACGCGAAUUCAGUGUUGUCGGGCGGCACCACCAUGUAUCCGGGUAUUGCCGAUCGCAUGCAGAAAGAGAUCACGGCGCUCGCGCCAGCUACCAUGAAGAUUAAGAUAAUCGCGCCGCCCGAGAGGAAGUACUCGGUGUGGAUCGGUGGUUCAAUCCUCGCCAGUCUCAGCACGUUCCAGCAGAUGUGGAUCUCCAAGCAGGAGUACGAUGAGUCGGGCCCGUUUAUCGUGCACAGAAAGUGCUUCUGAGGACCUCGCCAUUCCCGCGACGCCGUUGCUCUUAUUCUUCAAGAUACAUCCUCGAGCGACAUCGAGAUCCGCGGUGGACCGCAUCGUGUGAUCGAGAUAAUUCCUUGAAGUCGAGUUGUGCGUCCUCUUGCUUCCCGAAAAAUUAUUCAUCUGCCGAGUAUAUAAAGUUUUUAAUUUAUUUUCCGCGAGAAUUUCCCUCUUGCUUCGUGCGAGAUAGCUUUUUGAAAAAGUUUCAUUUUCUGAGAAACAAUCGCGUGGUCAUAGAAGACACGGAUAUAUAUAUAUAUAUAUAUAUAUAUACAGACUCGUGCACAUUGCGGUUUUUCAUCUCCUGACGAAUAAUUUCUCAUUAUCAGUGUUAGAUCGCAAUUGGUAAAUUUUUUACAUGUGAUUUUACUAAUUUUUGUUUUGUGUACCGUGCGAGAGUUUCAAAAACGAAUCUUUUUAUACUUCUUAGAUGCUUGGUUUUGGGAAUUUCCGCAUAUCGAACAGAGUCAUCGAGAUUCACAAUGGUUUCGUCUUUUUUAUUUCUAAGAUGUACUCGAUGUUAUAUAUAUACAUAGCAGGAUGUUUAAGGCAGAUCUGACAUUAGGGAGGCUAGUCUCUUCUUCCAUGCCUCUCAGAAAUUCCCAUACAACCUCUGACACACACAGUACAUCUGCCGUUAGAAAAUAAUGCCGUAUGUUAAAAAAUAAUAAUUUAUGUAU
Molecule: messenger RNA, 2879 nt
Organism: Harpegnathos saltator (Jerdon's jumping ant)
Lineage: Eukaryota; Metazoa; Arthropoda; Insecta; Hymenoptera; Formicidae
Product: actin-5C
Exons: 4
Coding region: 1042-2172 (376 amino acids)
Source: RefSeq, a predicted model, not a curated record